This is a messenger RNA of Alternaria rosae, 1948 nucleotides long. RefSeq lists its product as uncharacterized. NCBI's taxonomy places the organism in Eukaryota, Fungi, Ascomycota, Dothideomycetes, Pleosporales, Pleosporaceae. The record is from RefSeq and is a predicted model, not a curated record. The coding region runs from base 472 to 1935 and encodes 487 amino acids. The transcript has a single exon.
AGACGUCAUACCCUUAUGGAAAGAUGAAAUGAGCGCAUGAAUACGUAGGGAAUCCGUAAAUAGACAGCGUGCAUGAUGAAAAUGUUCCGGUUAUUGAGAAUUGCGUUGGUGGUUGUGCUGAUGAGGCUCAGCGACUGCGCAUAUGCAAGGGGCCACCUCGGGACGAAAGAGGUCGUAGGUCGGGAAUCUACACCCAAUGUAAGCAACGUUGAUCGAUCUCGGGGUUAAGGAACUGAUAUUAGCGCACAGAGAAGUUCUUAUCUAGGUAAACGUACGCGCUUCGCCCCAACCGGAUGCCUUUCUUUGUCCUCCAAAAUAUUGGAAUGCAUCCCCGCGUUCAUCUGUGCAAAAAGAGUAUCAGUGCAGCUAUGUGUGGACAAAGGGAUACUUUGAGCAAGGCUACCGUCAUCGAGUUGUGUAUAUGUAAAUUUGUGUGCUCACGACUACACUUCCUAUCAUCUUUACUGGAAAAUGGCACACCCUGCAGAGGACUACUAUGACAUGCCUGUCGAGAUGUUGCCUUCUGCGAACUUUGCAGGCCGCCCUACGAGCGACAUCAGCAUGAGCAUGUACGACGGGCUUUGGGAUUUAGUGUUCUCCCCCUCCUGCUAUUCUUCCGAAGACGAAGCGGCAUACGAUGACGAUGAAGCUUCUAUACAGCAACGAACCCCACCGCGAUCAUCUCCUUCGCCUACUCAGAUGGAGUCGCCAGUGAGACCAACAAUCAGAGUAACGUCACCGACGCUCAAAGAAAAGAGAAUUAUAUGGGGAGAAAGCUUGGGCAACGAUGAGAGCAUGAUAGAUCGACCACGAUUGCGGAAGAAGUCCCAGACAGCACCUCCUGGCGGCUUUGAAGCACAGGUUGCACCACCCCUGGAGCCACGACGGGCCAUCAGUGUAAGGUUGAGCUACUCGAACACAAUCAGGAAAAGAAGGCCGAAGUCGGAUGAUGGGUCUGCGAACUGCUUGGAUACUAGGAAGGUCUCUAGCAAUGGGGUAUUGGGACCACGGAGGGCAUUGCCGAAACCACCAUGCCAGGAUAACGAGGCGACAUCGCAUUGUACGACGCGCACGCUCGGCUCCUAUCUCGAUAAGUCGCGAGGGCAGGGAACAUUGAAACAGAAGCAGCUUAGAACGCUGAAUACUCUGAACACAGCUCUGGCGGACUUUGAGUCAAAGAUAUUACCUACCUCGCCCAGCUCGAUGUCGGAAACACCACAAGAAUGUUACGCAACACCAGAACGGAUUGCGACAAGUGGAACUUUAGGUAGUCCACGCUCAUCUCACUCGUGGGGUCUGAAAUUAGUCCGACCUGUCAGACCUAUUGCUCAUAUAACCCACUCGCCCUCCUCCGCACGGCCAAACGUAGAAGCCCAUUAUACGCUAAAGCGCAAACACCAUGGAGAUGUUGACGCGGCUGAACGGCGGAGAGUUUAUCUACCCGGGGCGAUCAUGCUUGCAGAGCAUCCAGCUAAGCUUCGCAGAGAUUCUGUCGCAACGCUUGAUCCAUUUACGUUUGACCCCAAGCUAGACUCACCAGGAAGGCGAACAUCGGAUACCGCAGGGCUGGAUAGUAUGGUCAUGUUUUUUGAGGAGUUUGGUGUGGUCGCAAAGGUUACUGAAGCCACCUUUGACCAGUAUUGGCUACGACAAAGUCUAAACAUGAGUGACGCCAUGGACGAAGAGAUGGAGGACUUUGUCGCCCGCAAGGCAAGCGUAUCAAGCGUGAAGGAGGUAGGGCCAAUGGGUCCUUAUGUCGCCCAGGGUCCUCCCGGAUUGAAGUCCUCGUUCUCGUCCGCGUCAUCUAUGGUUUCUAUGCACCCACCAGAAAAACGUAAGCGGAGUAGGCUGAGAGGACUGCUAUCACCAGGCCUUCCUGGCGCAGCCUUUCUCAAGUCCCCUGCAAGUCGGGGACAGCAGAUCGAAAGUUCAUAACCAAGAUAGCAAU